Molecule: messenger RNA, 807 nt
Organism: Cucumis melo (muskmelon)
Lineage: Eukaryota; Viridiplantae; Streptophyta; Magnoliopsida; Cucurbitales; Cucurbitaceae
Product: expansin-like A1
Exons: 5
Coding region: 1-807 (268 amino acids)
Biological process (GO): sexual reproduction
Cellular component (GO): plasmodesma; plant-type cell wall; extracellular region
Source: RefSeq, a predicted model, not a curated record
AUGUAUUGGUUUUUCAUUUUCCUCUUUUUGCUCGUCUCCUCGACUACAGCUUCUUUUCCACCCUGUAAUCGUUGUGUUCAUCAAUCCACAGCUGCUUAUUACUACGAAGAUUCGCCUACUUCAUAUGGAGGUGCUUGUGGUUAUGGAAAUUUAGCAUUGGAAAUCUCUAAAGGGUAUUUUGCAGCUGCUGUCCCUUCCCUUUACAAGGGAGGAGCAGGUUGUGGUGCUUGCUAUCAGGUAAGAUGCAAGGACAAAUAUCUAUGUAAUACAGCAGGCACUAAAAUAGUUUUGACAGAUCAAAAUAAUGAUAAUACAACAGAUAUUGUUCUUAGUAAGAAAGCUUUCUCUGCCAUGGCUUUAAAAGGAAAAGCUCAACGACUCUUGAAUACGGGACGUGUCGAUGUAGAAUACAAGAGGAUACCUUGUGAAUACAAGAAUAAAAAUCUAUUGGUACAAGUGGUUGAAUGGAGCCACAAACCAUAUUAUUUGGCAAUCAAAUUCUUAUAUCAAGGUGGUCAAACUGACAUACAAGCGGUCAACAUAGCUAAGGUGGGUUUACCGAAAUGGCGCCCAAUGAAAAGAAACUAUGGAGCUAUUUGGGAUAUCAAUGGUGUGCCUGAAGGAGGAUUACAAUUGAGAAUGGUAGUGACUUCAAGAUAUGAUAAUGGAAAAUGGAUUUGGGCAGGUUCUGUGCUCCCAUCUGGUUGGAAAAAUGGAGAAAUUUAUGAUACUGGAGUUCAAAUUAAUGAUAUUGCUUAUGAAUAUUGCCCUCCUUGGCAAUGUGGUGGUGAUGGACAAUGGAAAUAA